UAUUUCGUCACAUAAAAUUAGAGAAGGAAGGAAACGGAGGCCCCGAUCGGAAGCUCUAUCCGUGUAGUUCCUUCUUCGGUUUAGCUUUGACGGUCCGCUCUCUCCAUUUGCAUUGAUUUACAGGUCCAGUAGAUUAUGGAACAAGAUUCAAAUCUGGAAGCAGAUUCUACUCUAUCUAAAUGUGAGAAUAAGGAAGUGGUAGGGACUCCUGAUGCACAAGAAGAUGAUGGGCAUGACGUAGAGCCUUCAGCAGAACAUGAAGAUAACAGGAAAGAAGCAGUGUCGUCUUCAGAAGUAGAAGAAGACAUCGAAAUAAAAGUAGAGUUCCCUGCAGAAAAAUUAGAUGACAGCAAAGAAGUUGAGACUCCUGUCGUCCAGGAAGUCAUUAAUACUUGUGAUUCUGGGAAUUCUGAUGAAAAGGGAAGCUUAUUGAAGGUAGAUGACAGUAAACCAGGAUUAAAGAAAAAUUUGAAAGUUUUGAAGGUGAAGCGAAAAGUUCUAAAGAAAUCUCCAGCUGGCAAAUUAUUGAAGAUCAAUGAGGCAGAGCAUGAACUAGAAGAUGCCAAGAAAGAAAAAGAGGUUCCUGAAGCUCAAGAGGUAGUGGAAAGUCUAGAAGCUGGGAAUUCUACUGAAAACUGUAGCAAAUCAGAGUCAUCUACGAAGAAAAAUUCUAAAGUUUUGAAGGUCAAGCGAAAAAUUGUCAAGAAAUCUCCAGCUUUAAGCCUUUUAAAAUCUAAAAAGGUUCAGGGAAGUCCUACAGUUGAGGCCAAAAGAAAAGAAAAGAAGAAUAAGAGUGUAUUGCCGGAAAUUGGGGCAAGUGAAGAAAACAAGGUAAGGGAUGCUGAGCAGCUUAACAUAAAGGAGGAUGUUGAAAGUUGUGUCUUAAGAGAAGGGCGAACUGAGAACAGUGAAGAGACUGAAAAUGGGCAAAAAAGGAUCUCUGAGUUGGAAAACGGCUGCCAGGAACAAAAGAAUGAGGAAAAGGGUGGUCCUUCAGACAAGAGCAAGAGCCGAAAGAACAAAGAAGAUGAUAAUUUGGGAAAGGUUCAAAGGAAGAAGAAGAAAAAUAAGAAGCUUGGUGGUUUGAUCUUCAUGUGCAAUGAAAAGACGAGGUCAGAUUGUUUCUACUAUCGUGUAAUGGGUGUUUCUGCUGGAAAAAGGGAUGUUGUCUUGGCCAUCAAACCUGGGUUAAAGCUCUUUCUCUACGAUAUUGAUCUCAAGCUUCUGUAUGGGAUAUUUAGAGCAUCCUCUUCUGGUGGCAUGAAACUUGAGUCAAAAGCUUUUCAUGGAGCUUUCCCUGCUCAGGUGCGGUUCAAGGUCUUCAAGGAUUGUGUCCCACUACCUGAGAGAAGUUUUAAGAAAGCAAUUAAAGAGAAUUAUUAUGAAAAGAACAAGUUCAGACCUCAACUUUCUGAUAUACAGGUCAGGAAGCUCACUCGUCUUUUCCGGCCAGCUGAGUUCCACUCUAGUGCAGCAGCUCUUCGGUCCCCUCCAAGGGCACAUAUUCGGGAUAGGAACGCUCAUGUGGGAGUUAGAGAUGUUCGGUCUAGGGAAUCUAAUUCCAAGGGCAAUGCUAGGAAUUAUCGAUUAUCUCAUGAAAAGGAUCGGAAAGUUUCACGCCGAGUUGAGGCAUCGAGACAUAGGGAGAUAACUUCUCGUGAUACAUACCGGAGCGAAAAGGAAUAUCAAACUUAUGGUCUCCCAACUGAGAGAAGGAACUUGGAUCCACUGCCUCGCCAUGCUUUAGAACCUUACCAUAGGGAUUAUGACAGAGACUACCAUCAUAGAUAUCCAGAGCCCAGGUACAUGGAUGUAGUCUCGACAAGAAUGGUUCGUGCGGAUCCUGUAUACUUAAAUGGGGAAGAUUAUCCCGUGCACCGUAUUGAUGAUCGUAGGCCCGAACUGUCACCUCCAAGGACAUCACGCUAUGCAUACGAUCCAUAUCUUAGUCGUGAAUAUGGUGCUCCAUCAGUGGACCCAUAUCUACCUCCAUUGAGGAGAGGAGGAGCCCAUCUAACUUACCCAACUAGAAACUAUGAUGUCGAUACGGAACCUGUAAGACAUGUUGCCAAUUCUCUGUCAUAUUAUGAUCAGAGACGUCAUGAAAAACGGGAACUUGAUGUGAUUCCAGUUACAUCUCGCUACUCUUUUGCUGGUCCAUCUUACUCUUACCGCUAACCUUUCUUUCCCGUUUUUAAGCUUUCCGCAAUUUUUUUAGGACUUUGACAUGAUCUUUAUAUGGAACUUGGGUAACUUUAGAUAUUGGUAUGUUGUUGAGUUUAGUGAUGGAAAUUGUCAGAGGUGCUUGGAAGUUUAUUACAUACAUUGUUGUAUUUGAGAUCUGAUUCAUUCUUGCUGAUCUUCAAUGAUGCUAAGAAGCACGGACACGAGACAUAGAUAUGACACGAUACUGACAUGGUGAUAUGCUAUUUUCUAAAAAUAUAGGAUACGGGCACAUUUUUUGAAAGUA
This is a messenger RNA of Momordica charantia (bitter melon), 2470 nucleotides long. RefSeq lists its product as uncharacterized. NCBI's taxonomy places the organism in Eukaryota, Viridiplantae, Streptophyta, Magnoliopsida, Cucurbitales, Cucurbitaceae. The record is from RefSeq and is a predicted model, not a curated record.